ACGUGACCGGCACUGCUCCGUUCCCCAAUAUGGCGGCGCCCAGCAGAAUGAACUGCACGUGAGAAAGAGCAGGCAACCCAGCCUCUCAGAGUAGCGUGUGUGAAGCGCUUUCUCCUCCGUGCUGCUCGAGAAUCUUUUCCUGUCUCCCUGAGGCCCUCGGAGGGUCUGUGGCCGUCGGCAGCCAUGAAGACCAAGCCGCUUUCCCACAAGACGGAGAACACCUACCGGUUUCUUACGUUUGCCGAAAGACUGGGGAAUGUGAACAUUGAUAUCAUUCACCGGAUUGAUAGAACCGCAAGCUAUGAUGAGGAGGUGGAAACCUACUUCUUCGAGGCGCUGCUGAAGUGGAGAGAGCUGAACCUCACAGAGCACUUCGGGAAGUUUUACAAAGAAGUCAUUGACAAAUGCCAGUCUUUUAACCAGCUGGUCUAUCAUCAGCACGAAAUAGUGCAGAGCCUGAAGACUCACCUGCAGAUCAGGAACAGUUUUGCCUACCAACCUCUCUUGGAUUUAGUAGUACAGUUGGCAAGAGAUCUGCAGACUGACUUCUAUCCACACUUCGAAGACUUCUUCGUGACCAUCACCUCCAUCCUGGAGACACAGGACACGGAACUGCUAGAAUGGGCUUUCACCUCGCUGUCGUACCUGUACAAGUACCUGUGGAGGCUGAUGGUGAAGGACAUGCCCAAGAUAUACAGCUUGUACAGUGCCCUCUUGGCCCACAAAAAACUACACAUAAGAAAUUUUGCUGCCGAAAGUUUUACUUUUUUGAUGAGAAAGGUCUCUGAUAAAAAUGCUCUUUUCAAUUUAAUGUUUCUCGAUCUCAGUGAGCAUCCAGAAAAAGUGGAAGGAGUUGGACAGUUGCUCUUUGAAAUGUGCAAAGGAGUCAGAAAUAUGUUUCAUUCCUGUUCAGGCCAGGCACUGAAGCUCAUUUUGCAAAAGCUAGGACCAGUUACCGAAACAGAAGCUCAGCUACCGUGGAUUUUAGUUGGGGAAACCCUGAGAAACAUGGCCAGAUCCACUGUAGGCUAUAUCUAUAAGGAACACUUUGGUGUGUUUUUUGACUGUUUGCAGGAAUCCCUCCUGGAGCUGCACAACAAAAUGACGGAAAUAAACUGCUGUGAGAACUCUGAACAGAUCAGCCGGCUGCUGGAAACCUUCCUGAUCCUUGUGAAACACGGAAGUGGCUCAAAAAUAACACGGCCUGCUGACGUUUGCAGGGUGCUGUGUGAAGCACUACAGACGGCCAAUCUUGCCACUUCUUGCCGGAAGACUCUCUUGGAUGUAGUUUCUGCUUUGCUCCUAGCUGAAAGUGUUUCCUUGCCAGAGACCCUCAUCAAAGACACCAUAGAAAAAAUAUUUGAAAGCAAAUUCGAGAGACGUUUGAUUUUGGAUUUUUCUGAAGUCAUGUUUGCUAUGAAGCAGUUUGAACAGCUGUUUCUACCAAGCUUUCUCUGCUACACUGAGACUUGUUUUUUGAUGGACGACUCUGUGGUCUCCGACGAAGCACUGGCCAUUUUAGCCAAGCUUAUUCUGAAUAAAGCUGCUCCGCCCACUGCUGGCUCCAUGGCCAUUGAGAAAUACCCUCUGGAUUUCUCACAACAGACUGUGGGGUCCUACUUAAAGCAGAGGGAGACUAACUCCAAGAGAAGAAGGGAGCAGUCUCCAGUGCUAGACCAUCUCUUGUCCAUAGUUCAGUUACCCCCAAGUAACGACGCCAGAUACCUUUCACAGUCUUGGGCAGCCCUGGUGGUAUUACCUCAUAUCAGGCCUCUUGAGAAGGAGAAAGUGCUGGCUCUCCUGUCGUGCUUCAUAGAGUCGCUCUUCGUGGCUGUUGACAAGGGGAGCUUUGGGAAAGGAUGCUUAUUUGUUCUUUGUCAAGCUGUAAACACUCUGCUGAGUUUGGAGGACUCUUCUGAACUUCUGCACCUGGUUCCUGUGGAGCGUGUGAAGAAUUUAGUGUUGGUCUCUCCACAUAGCCUUAAAACUCAAAAGAUCCGGCUCUUGACAAUUAGGAUCCUAAAUCAUUUUGACAUCCGGCUUCCAGCUUCAGUGGAGGACGAUGGGCUCUCGGAGUGGCAGUCAGCCUUCGCCAUCCUGCGCCAGGCAGAGCUGGUGCCAGCAACUGUGAGCGACUACAGAGAGAAGCUGCUCCACUUGAGAAAGCUGCGGCACGACGUGGUGCAGGAUGCAGUCCCUCCGGGACCACUGCAGGAGGUACCACUCCGUUAUCUGUUCGCCAUGCUCUAUGUCAACUUCAGUGCCCUCUGGGACCCUGUUAUUGAGCUCAUAAGUUCUCAUGCCCAUGGGAUGGAAAACAAGCAGUUCUGGAGUGUCUGCUAUGAACAUCUUGAAAAGGCAGCCUCACGUGCUGAGAAAGAACUGCAGAAGGAUGUGGGAGACGAGGAGCUGUCCACUGGAGAUGGAGGGGAGCCAACCCAAGAAGGGGAUGUUGGCUCUCUCUACCAGCAACAGUUAACACUGAGAACCAGCUGUCGGGAGCGACUAGAUCAUACCAACUUUCGAUUCUUGCUCUGGCGAGCUCUGGCCAAAUUUCCAGAGAGAGUAGAGCCAAGGUCCAGGGAACUCUCCCCACUGUUCUUGAGGUUUAUCACCAAUGAGUAUUAUCCAGCAGAUCUGCAGGUUGCUCCAACCCAGGAUCUACGCAGGAAAAGUAGAGGAGCAGUGGCUGAGGAAGUGGAGGAGGAACCCGCUGUGGGAGAAGAGGAAGAAGUGGAGGAAGAGGCAGUGCCCACAGAUGAAGCACCCCAGAGGAAAAAGACAAGACGGGCAGCAGCAAAGCAGUUAAUUGCUCAUCUGCAGGUCUUCUCUAAGUUUUCAAACCCACGGGCCUUAUAUCUAGAGUCCAAAUUAUACGAUUUGUAUCUUCAGUUAUUGCUACACCAAGAUCAAACUGUGCAAAAAAUAACCUUGGAUUGCAUAAUGACCUACAAACAUCCUCAUAUCCUCCCUUACAGGGAGAACCUGCAGAGGUUGCUAGAGGACCGCAGCUUUAAGGAGGAGCUCGCGCACUUCAGCCUUUCCGAAGAGAGCGCCGUGGUCAAAGCCGCCCACCGGGCGGACUUGUGUCCAGUCCUCAUGAGGAUUUUAUACGGGCGGAUGAAGAACAAGACGGGGAGUAAAACCCAGGGGAAGUCUGCCUCGGGCACCCGCAUGGCCAUUGUUCUGCGCUUCCUCGCUGGAACCCAGCCUGAAGAGAUCCAGUUCUUCUUAGACCUGCUGUCUGAACCCGUGAAGCAUUUCAAGAACGGGGAGUGCCACUCUGCAGUUCUUCGGGCGGUGGAGGAUCUGGAUUUGUCUAAGGUCCUUCCCGUGGGCCGUCAGCAUGGCAUCUUAAACAGCCUGGAGGUGGUUCUGAAGAACGUCAGCCACCUGAUCAGCGCGUACCUGCCGAAGAUCCUGCAGAUCCUGCUGUGUAUGACGGCCGCCGUCUCGCACAUCCUCGACCAGCGGGAGAAGAUACAACUAAGAUUUAUUAACCCACUGAAAAACUUAAGACGUCUGGGAAUCAAGAUGAUCAGCGAUAUCUUUUUGGAUUGGGAAUCCUAUCAGUUCAGAGCGGAAGAAAUUGAUGCCGUGUUUCAUGGUGCAGUUUGGCCUCAGGUCUGCAGGCUUGGAUCUGAGAGUCAGUAUUCACCUACUCCUCUGUUGAAGCUAAUUAGUAUCUGGAGCAGAAAUGCAAGAUACUUCCCUCUUCUGGCUAAACAGAGACCCGGACACCCAGAAUGCGAUGUCCUGACCAACGUCUUUGCCGUUCUCUCAGCAAAGAAUCUGUCCGAUGCCACAGCAAGCAUCGUAAUGGACAUAGUCGAUGACCUCCUCAACCUUCCAGAUUUCGAGCCCACAGAAACAGUACCGAGCUUGCCGGUGACUGGCUGUGUGUAUGCCGAGGUGGCUGACGACACAGAGCCUCUCACUGUGGGAGGGAGAUUGAUUCUGCCCCACGUGCCUGCAAUUCUUCAGUACCUCAGCAAAACCACAAUCAGUGCAGAGAAGGUGAAGAAGAAAAAGAACAGGGCACAAGUCAGUAAGGAACUCGGCAUUCUUUCCAAGAUCAGCAAGUUCAUGAAGGACAGAGAGCAGAGCUCUCUCCUCGUCACUCUUCUCCUUCCCUUCCUCCUCCACGGCAAUGUUGCACAGGAUACAGAGCUUGACAUCCUGGUGACAGUGCAGAACUUGUUACAGCAUUGUCUGAACCCCACCAGCUUCUUCAAACCUCUGGCCAAACUCUUCUCAGUUAUUCAGAACAAGUUGUCAAGACAGUUGCUGUGCACUGUUUUCCAGAGUCUAUCUGAUUUUGAAAGUGGACUAAAAUAUGUUACAGACAUUGUAAAGCUUAAUGCCUUUGAUAAAAGGCAUCUCGAUGACAUCAACUUUGAUGUGCGAUUCUCAGCGUUCCAGACCAUCACCUCUACCGUAAAGGAAAUGCAGACGGUGGAUGCCGACUACCUAGUCCCUGUGAUGCAUAACUGUUUCUAUAACAUGGAGGUAGGAGACAUGUCUCUCAGUGACAAUGCCAGCAUGUGCCUGACAAGCAUCAUCCAGAGGCUGGCUGCUUUGAACGUCACAGAGAAAGAGUAUAAAGAGAUCAUUCACCGGACCCUCCUGGAGAGACUGAGGAAAGGGUUGAAGAGCCAGACAGAGAGCGUUCGGCAUGAUUAUACCGUGAUCCUCUCCUGUUUGAUUCAAACUUUCCCCAAUCAACUGGAAUUCAAGGACCUGGUGCAGCUCACUCAUCGCCACGACCCGGAAAUGGACUUCUUCGAGAACAUGAAGCACAUUCAGAUCCACAGACGAGCAAGAGCCUUGAAGAAACUGGCCAAACAACUGCUGGAUGGGCAGGUUGUGCUGUCUUCCAAAUCUCUUCAGAAUUACAUCAUGCCUUAUGCCAUGACUCCAAUAUUUGAUGAGAAAAUGCUCAAGCACGAGAACAUAACCAUUGCCGCCACGGAAGUCAUCGGCGCUGUCUGCAGACACCUGGCGUGGCCGGCGUACGUGUAUUACCUGAAACACUUCAUUCACGUCCUGCAGUCAGGCCAGGUCAACCAGAAGCUGGGCGUCAGCUUGCUGGUGAUAGUGUUGGAAGCCUUCCAUUUUGACUACAAAUCUUUUGAAGAGCAAAUGGGAAAUGUUACCAGUGAAGAAAACACAGUUGAGAUGGCUGAGGUACUGGAACAUGAAGACACGGAAUCGGAGCCUAUGGAUGAGGAAGAGAAGGAACAAGCCUGUAAGAGUUCGUCGGACGGCAAGGAGCCGCUGGAAGCCCCCGAGGCAGCUGAUUCUGGUGGAACAGCAGCUAUGGAACAAGAGUGCAUCCCAAAGUCUGUUUCUUUCCUUCCUCGGAAUAAGGAAGAGUUGGAAAGAACAAUUAAAACCAUCCAAGGAGCCAUAACUGGGGAUAUCCUCCCCAGGCUGCACAAGUGCCUGGCAUCUGCGACCAAAAGGGAGGAAGAGCACAAGCUGGUCAAGUCGAAGGUCGUGAAUGAGGAGGAAGUAGUCCGGGUCCCCCUGGCCUUUGCCAUGGUUAAGCUGAUGCGGUCCCUCCCCCAGGAGGUCAUGGAGGCAAAUCUGCCCAGUGUUUUGCUGAAAGUGUGCGUCCUGCUCAAGAACAGAGCCCAGGAAGUCAGGGACAUUGCACGCAGUACUCUCACCAAAAUAAUCGAAGAUCUGGGCGUGCACUUCCUGCAGUAUGUUCUCAAAGAGUUACAGACGACCCUUGUCCGUGGGUACCAGGUCCACGUGCUCACUUUCACUGUUUACACAUUGCUGCAAGGCCUCACCAGCAAGCUGCAAGUUGGGGACUUAGACCCCUGUCUACCAAUAAUGACUGAGAUUUUUAACCACGAAUUGUUCGGUGCCCUGGCGGAAGAGAAGGAGGUAAAGCAGAUUCUGUCCAAAGUCAUGGAGGCGCGGAGGAGCAAGAGUUAUGAUUCUUACGAAAUCCUGGGCAAGUUUGUCGGAAAAGAUCAGGUCACAAAACUUAUUCUCCCAUUAAAAGAGAUCCUGCAAAACACCACAAGUUUAAAACUUGCCCGGAAAGUUCACGAAACCUUACGCCGGAUUAUAGCAGGAUUAAUUGUGAAUCCAGAUAUGACAGCAGAGUCUCUUCUCCUGCUCAGCUACGGUCUGGUCAGUGAAAACCUGCCGCUGCUAACGGAAAAGGAAAAGAAGCCAGCAGCCCCUGCGCCUGACACACGGCUGCCACCGCAGAGCUGCCUCCUGCUCCCCCCAGUUCCAGUCCGAGGUGGGCCAAAGGCUGUUGUAAGCAAGAGAACCAACAUGCACAUGUUCAUCGAGUCUGGUCUUCGGCUGCUGCAUCUGAGUCUGAAGACUUCCAAGGUCAAGUCUAGUAGUGAGCAUGUGCUGGAAAUGUUGGACCCCUUUGUGGAAGUCCUCAUUAACUGCCUGGACGCCAAGGAUGUGAAGGUGAUCACGGGCGCUUUGCAGUGCCUGAUCUGGGUCUUGCGGUUCCCUCUGCCUUCCAUAGAAACAAAAGCAGGACAGCUGACCAAGCACCUUUUCCUCUUGCUGAAGAACUAUGCAAGACUGGGGGCUGCCCAGGGCCAGAACUUCCACCUGGUAGUUAAUUGUUUCAAGUGUGUGACCAUCGUGGUCAAGAAAGUCAAGUCCUACCAGAUAAGUGAGAAACAGCUUCAGGUUCUCCUGGCGUACGCUGAGGAAGACAUUUAUGACACCACAAGACAGGCCACUGCCUUUGGUCUUCUCAAGGCUAUUUUAUCAAGAAAAUUAUUGGUCCCAGAAAUUGAUGACAUCAUGCGGAAAGUAUCCAGCUUGGCAAUUUCUGCGCAGAACGAGCCUGCCAGGGUCCAGUGCAGACAGGUUUUUCUGAAAUACAUUCUUGACUAUCCCCUCGGUGAUAAAUUGAGACCAAACUUGGAAUUCCUGCUUGCUCAACUGAAUUAUGAACAUGAAACUGGAAGAGAAUCAGCCUUGGAAAUGAUUGCCUAUCUCUUUGACACCUUCCCUCAGGGCCUGCUCCAUGACAACUGCGGGAUGUUCUUCAUCCCUCUUUGCCUGAUGAUGGUGAACGAUGGCUCUGCCAUGUGCAAGAGGAUGGCUUCCAUGGCCAUCAAAUCCCUGCUCGGCAAGGUCAGCCUCGAGAAGAGGGACUGGCUCUUCCGUCUGGUCACCUCCUGGUUUGAAGCGAAAAAGAGAUUAAACCGACAGCUAGCUGCCCUGGCCUGUGGCUUAUUCGUGGAGAGUGAAGGAGUUGAUUUCGAGAGAAGGCUUGGAACUCUUCUUCCUGUGAUUGAAAAGGAGGUUGAUCCUGAGAACUUUAAAGACAUCAUAGAGGAGACGGAGGAAAAAGCUGCAGAUCGCCUGCUGUUUGGUUUUCUCACGCUGAUAAGCAAACUCGUCAAGGAAUGUAAUGUUAUUCACUUCACCAAGCCCUCCGAGACAUUGAAUAAAAUCUGGAGUCACGUACACGCGCACCUCAGACAUCCGCACAACUGGGUGUGGCUCACGGCCGCCCAGAUUUUUGGGUUGCUCUUUGCAUCUUGUCAACCGGAAGAGCUCGUUCAAAAAUGGAAGAGCAAAAAGGCCAAAAAGAAGCCCACGGAGCCUGUAGCAGUCAGGUUCCUAACAAGUGACCUUGACCAAAAGAUGAAGAGUAUCUCUCUGGCUUCCUGCCAUCAGCUGCAUUCCAAAUUCUUAGACGAGACCCUAGGAGAACAGGUUGUUAAGAACUUACUGUUCAUAGCAAAAGUCUUGUAUUUACUGGAACCUGAUUCUGGGAACAAGCAAGGCGAGUCGAAAGACUUGGAAGAACAGGACACGCUAGGAGAUGCUCUGGCCACAGAGGUGGCGGAAGACGAGGCUGGUGCAGACGGAAGGACGGAGUUGGACAGGGAAGAGAAGGAAGAGCCCAGCAAGCCGGCCACGCUGCUGUGGCUGAUCCAGAAGCUGGCCCGGACGGCUAAGCUGGAAGCUGCUUAUACUCCCAGAAACCCCUUAAAGAGAACCUGCAUCUUUAAGUUUCUUGGUGCAGUAGCUGUGGACCUUGGAGUGGACCGGGUCCAGCCCUACCUUCCAGAGAUCAUCGCACCUCUGUUUCGGGAACUCAACAGCACCUACUCGGAGCAAGAUCCUCUGCUGAAGAAUCUAUCCCAGGAAAUCAUAGAAUUACUCAGAAAGCUGGUUGGACUCGAGAGCUUCUCGCUGGCCUUUGCCUCUGUCCAGAAGCAGGCUAGUGAGAAGAGGGCGCUCCGGAAGAAGAGGAAGGCCGUGGAAUUUGUAACCAAUCCUGAUAUUGCUGCCAAGAAAAAGUUGAAGAAACAUAAAAAUAAGAGUGAAGCAAAGAAAAGAAAGAUCGAGUUCCUGCGCCCAGGCUAUAAGGCCAAGAGACAGAAAUCCCACAGCCUGAGAGAUUUGGCGAUCAUGGAGUGAGAUCUCCCUGUGCGCAGAGCAGUAACUCACGCGGUCUCUGGGGUGGAAACCUGAACUUCCAGCCUUCCUCUACUGGACUGAAUUAGACUUCGGAAGGUAGGCAUGGCUGUAAUCUCUGCUCCUGGACGGUAAGGCAGGAUUGCUUCAAGUUUGAGGCCCACCUGAACUGCACAGUGAGUUUCAGGCCAGUGGACUAAUGAAAACAGGAAGGACUCAAACAAAAGAAAACAAGUUAAAGCUUGGCAUAGAUUUGUAAUUAUAUUUUAAUGCAAUCAUGUUUGUAUUGUUUUUAAAUUAAAAUGUUUAAUAUGAUACUCCUGUAUCUUCAAUGUCUACAAAGUGUAUGAUACUAAAUGACAUGGUUUUAAACCUAGCUUUUUCAGAAGAAGAUCAUUUAAUACAGGGAAAAGCUGGUGUGGUGGCAUUCACCUUUAAUCCCAGGAGUCUGGAGGUAGAAGCAAUUGGAUCUGUGAGUUUGAGAACAUAGACCCUGCCUCAAAAUAUAUAUUUAUGUAUAUUAUAUAUUUUAAAAGUUAUAUUUAAAUAUAAAAAGUAGAUAUUAGGAAUAAGUAGAACAAAGUAUUGGUAAUAACAUCAGAAAGCAUUGAGAAGUCUGUGAACAGAUACAGCCAUGCUAAUGGAUUCAGUAUCGUAAAGUGCUGUUCUCCCAGAUUGAUCCCUCUGGCUGACUACAUAUGGGAGCAAAACCCAAAAAUAUAUGGCCCUGUGUUAUACAGGAUAAAAAGAAUGAGCCCAGUGUUCAUAGACAGUGAGUCUGGAGAAGGAACACGAUUCAAACCCACAGUGUGUGGUUACAGGUCUUAGGUUGUACUAGCAACACUCUUAAGAUUUGGAGGUCCAGGUUUCCAUAUUUGGCUUGUGUGCAAAUGCCUCGGCUUCAACAAGAAACACAAUUACCAUUUGCUUUCACAGACACUUUCCCAAGGGAUUCUAAGGUUGACUGCCUCUCUGGAGUGACUCACUCUUGAAGGAAACUGGCUUCAGUUCAGCCAUCACCUCCUCACACACUCAACGUUGAAGCAACACUCUUCAGUGACCAGUGUAUUUGGGAAACAGAACCCAUCCUGUGCGUUGGGUACCUGGCGUACAUCUUAAUUCUAAUCCUACCUCUGAGAUCCAAAAUUGUUCCUAUAUUACAGAUGCAAUGGACUCAGCAAAUAACUAAGAAAUUGUGGAAUGUAGAUAGAACCAAAAUGCAAAACACUACCUUUACUAAGCUUCUUGCACACACAAGUGCACGCAUGCAUGCAAACACAAACUGCCAAGCUCCUUAGACGGAUUGGUGUGCACACAAACACACUCUCUAGUAUUCAGAUUUACUUGGUAAAUGUCAACAUUGGAGCUCGGGAUUUAUUCUAGCCUCUGUGAUGCUCCAUCAGAUUGAGGUGGUGGGGGCUAGGUGCCAGGUAGCCUGUGUCUGCCACACCCUAUUUUUCCAGUGUUCCAGAAUCAUAGGGGAGUAAACCCAGUAACUCAGUGUAAAUAAAUUACUCUCUUGUCAUUUUCCAGCUCUGUGCCAUAGACCAGAAGGAAACUAAAGUAUAAACUGCA
Microtus ochrogaster (prairie vole) is the source of this 10002-nucleotide messenger RNA. RefSeq names its product UTP20, small subunit processome component (gene Utp20). The record is from RefSeq and is a predicted model, not a curated record. Bases 184 to 8430 code for a protein of 2748 amino acids. Gene Ontology annotation, cellular component: 90S preribosome; small-subunit processome; nucleolus. Lineage: Eukaryota; Metazoa; Chordata; Mammalia; Rodentia; Cricetidae. The transcript is spliced from 62 exons.